GACGUCUCCUCUCGGCUCCUUGCUCGAGUUCUUCUCCCCGCCGCGGGGUAGUUGGAUGGGGGAAGAAAAAUCGGUGACCGAAAACCUCUCGAGUCCAGCCAUGUCUAUCGAUAGGGGAGGGAACAUCCGAGGAAGAACAGGCUUCGGUAGCGCUUGGCCGCCAGACGGACCAAGAGAAACCGUGAAAAUGCCGGGGACCCAGAUGUGCUUCUAACCGGCGACCUCCACGUCCCCCCCAAAAUACCGAAAACCCAACGAAGGUUCAUUAAAUAGCCCCGAUUCUGGAGAGGAAGGGAGCCCGAGAGUGAUCCACCCCCUGGAAAUCAUGGUGGCUUGGGUUGCCUGGCUUUUUCUUUACAAUGGAACGGCCAGAUACAGGUCCCGUUUCGUAUUUCCCCUCCCCCGAACACUGUCCUUUUCAAGAGGGAGAGUAGCUGGAGAUCGCCCCUGGGAUAAGUAGUUAAAUUUCAGGAUUUCAGUGUGCGCCAGGUUCUUCUUGAUGAGCUGAGGAUUUGCCCGAACUGGCAUAGUGGUAGUGUGGCUGCUAAUAGGUAUUUGGAUGUUACUCCUCCUCAGUAAUAUUAAAAAGCCUCGUUCUCCUAGCCCGAAGCCUUUAGUACCUUGCCGUGCAAUCUACGCCGAAGUGCGUUUCCAGAAAGUUUGUUUUUUUUUUGUUUUUUUUUGGUGGGAAAGGUACGGCUCCCAGGGUUUCCAAAUUAUUACCGAAUAGCACCUUGAGGCCCGAGGAAAUGGGGUUGGUCAGAAAGUUCAGGGAAAGAGAAGUGAUUUUUCCCGAAUAUUACAUUUUAUAUAGAAGCGUCUUGAAAAGUCUCGAUUUUUGGAGGGUGUCUGAUUUUUAGGGGGGGGUGGCCUUUGAGUAGAGAAUGGUUCCAGACAGAAAAAGUUCAAAUUUCGGCCUUGAUUUGAGGGUUUAGCUUCUCCGGCUCAAGAAGAAGGUUUCUUUUCAUUUUGCCAUUGUUCUCUAAAAUAAGUGCUGUCUUGCCACUGCAGGAAAGGGAUUGAGGAAAUGAGUAUCUUUCCCUUGGCACUGUGGCAUUACAGAGGUAAAAUAAGAGUCCCCCACUAGUCUCUUCAAUACUUUGACCAUUUCAGCCCAAACCUAAACAUCAUUUCUUGGCAGAUUCCUAUUGUUCAGAGCUUAGCGGUUUACCGACUCGAUCGUCCCACUCUGUAGGAAACUAACUUCCUGUGCUCCCAAAGAGCAACAGAGACUCUUUUACUUUUAGUUCUUCUUCCAGAUCCUUAGAGUUGAUACAGAAAAAAAAAAUAAAUCCCAAUAGGCAGGUCAUAGAAUCCCAUGUACAUUAAAAAUGAACUGGACUCUUGAAAACAGGAGAGCAGAUGUCAUAGGGGAUUGUCUUCUCACCACUUAAGGGGCAGCGAAAACAAACAAGUGAUAUAGGAUGUAAAGCAUCCUAUAAAAUUAAGCGGGUUGUAAUAGGACCCACCAUCGAGGAACCCGAAUCUCCCGUCGUCUUUAAGGCAUAUAGAAACGUAUCAACCUCGUGGGUCACUUAAGCCUUUUGCGUAGUCGCUGAAAAGGGAGAACUUGGUGGGCGGUCCUUCCUGUGACACGACCCUUGAGUGACAGUUCUGUUUGAUUGCCUCCAGUACUGUGAGGAAAGGACACGACUCUAUGGUGAGGACUGAUGGACAUACAUUAUCUGAGAAAAGAAACUACCAGGUGACAAACAGUAUGUUUGGUGCUUCAAGAAAGAAGUUUGUAGAGGGUGUCGACAGUGACUACCAUGAUGAAAACAUGUACUACAGCCAGUCUUCGAUGUUCCCACAUCGGUCAGAAAAAGAUAUGCUGGCAUCACCAUCAACAUCAGGUCAGCUGUCUCAGUUUGGGGCAAGUUUAUACGGGCAACAAAGUGCACUAGGCCUUCCAAUGAGGGGAAUGAGCAACAAUACUCCUCAGUUAAAUCGCAGCUUAUCACAAGGCACUCAGUUACCUAGUCAUGUAACGCCAACAACAGGGGUACCGACCAUGUCACUUCAUACGCCUCCAUCUCCCAGCAGAGGUAUAUUGCCUAUGAAUCCUAGGAAUAUGAUGAACCACUCCCAGGUUGGUCAGGGCAUUGGAAUUCCCAGCAGGACAAAUAGCAUGAGCAGUUCAGGAUUAGGUAGCCCUAACAGAAGCUCGCCAAGCAUAAUCUGUAUGCCAAAGCAGCAACCCUCUCGACAACCUUUUACUGUGAACAGUAUGUCUGGAUUUGGAAUGAACAGGAAUCAAGCUUUUGGAAUGAAUAACUCCUUAUCAAGUAACAUUUUUAAUGGAACAGAUGGAAGUGAAAACGUGACAGGAUUGGACCUUUCAGAUUUUCCAGCGCUAGCAGACCGAAAUAGGAGGGAAGGAAGUGGCAAUCCAACACCGUUAAUAAACCCGUUAGCCGGAAGAGCUCCUUACGUUGGAAUGGUAACAAAACCAGCAAGUGAGCAAUCCCAGGACUUCUCAAUACACAAUGAGGAUUUUCCAGCAUUACCAGGUUCCAGCUAUAAAGACCCAACAUCUAGUAAUGACGACAGUAAAUCCAAUUUGAAUACAUCAGGCAAGACUUCUUCAAGUACAGAUGGACCCAAAUUCCCUGGAGAUAAAAGUUCAACAACACAAAACAACAACCAGCAGAAAAAGGGGAUCCAGGUGUUACCUGACGGCCGGGUUACUAACAUUCCUCAAGGGAUGGUGACGGACCAGUUUGGAAUGAUCGGCUUGCUAACGUUCAUAAGGGCAGCGGAGACGGACCCCGGGAUGGUACACCUUGCAUUAGGAAGUGACUUAACAACACUAGGCCUCAAUCUCAACUCCCCAGAGAAUCUCUAUCCCAAAUUUGCAUCGCCCUGGGCAUCUUCGCCUUGUCGACCUCAAGACAUAGACUUCCAUGUUCCAUCUGAGUACUUGACGAACAUUCACAUUCGGGAUAAGCUGGCUGCAAUAAAACUUGGUCGAUAUGGAGAAGAUCUACUGUUUUAUCUCUAUUACAUGAACGGAGGAGACGUAUUACAGCUUUUAGCGGCAGUAGAGCUUUUCAAUCGAGAUUGGAGAUACCACAAAGAAGAGCGAGUAUGGAUUACCAGGGCACCGGGCAUGGAGCCAACAAUGAAAACCAAUACGUAUGAGAGGGGAACAUAUUACUUCUUUGACUGUCUUAACUGGAGGAAAGUAGCUAAGGAGUUCCAUCUGGAAUAUGACAAAUUAGAAGAAAGGCCUCAUCUGCCAUCAACCUUCAACUACAACCCUGCUCAGCAAGCCUUCUAAAAGACUUCCCUUUUCUUGGGGUAUGGCUGUCUCAGCACAAUACUCAACAUAACUGCAGAACUGAUGUGGCUCAGGCACCCCGGUUUUAAUUCCUUGAGGAUCUGGCAAUUGGCUCAUGCAAAGGGUCACUACGUGAGGACCUGCCUUACUAAUUAUGUGCUGCCCAACAACUAAAUUUGUCAUUUUUUUGUUUUCUAGUUUGAGCAGGGUCUGGAUUUUUCCAUUUAUUUUACCGUAUUUUUUUUUUUUUGCCAGCAGACAGAUUUGGGUCUGUACAGAAAGACAAACAAGUACACUGACAGAAGUUGACCACUUAAGUUUCCAAAAUGUAAAGGAAAAAAAAAUAACCAAAAACCAAAAAUCCUUCCCCACGCCCCCGACCAAAACCAACGAAAAAUUUGACAAAAUUUGCAUUGUUCAUUGUAGCUCUAUUGGUAAUAAAACAAAAUGUUUGUGCAUUUUUAUGUGAAGAUCCUUCUCGUAUUUCAUUGGGAAAGAUGAGCAAGGUCUGCUUCCUUCAUUUUACUUCCCCUUCUGUUUUUGAAAGGCAGUUUUCGCCAAGCUUAAUGCAAGAAUAUCUUGACUGUUUAAAGAAAGAUAUUGCCACAACCUCUGGAUGAUUUCCUGGGUUGUGUAUUACUGAGCUUCAUCUUUCCAGAAUGAGCAAAACACUGUCCAGUCUUUGUUACGAUUUUGUAAUAAAUGUGUACAUUUUUUUUAAAUUUUUGGACAUCACAUGAAUAAAGGUAUGUAUGUACGAAUGUGUAUAUAUUAUAUAUAUGACAUCUAUUUUGGAAAAUGUUUGCCCUGCUGUACCUCAUUUUUAGGAGGUGUGCAUGGAUGCAAUAUAUGAAAACGGGACAUUCUGGAACUGCUGGUCAGGGGACGUCUUUGUCGCCUGUGCACUAAAGGGCCAGAUUUUCAGCAGCCAAGGACAUCCAUACCCAAGUGAAUGUGAUGGGACUUAAAGAAGUGAACUGAGACAAUUCACUCUGGCUGUGUGAACAGCAGCGUUUCAUAGGAAGAGAAAAAAAAAAUCAAUCUUGUAUUUUCUGACCACAUAAAGGCUUCUUCUCUUUGUAAUAAAGUAGAAAAGCUCUCCUCA
Molecule: messenger RNA, 4385 nt
Organism: Ornithorhynchus anatinus (platypus)
Lineage: Eukaryota; Metazoa; Chordata; Mammalia; Monotremata; Ornithorhynchidae
Gene: CNOT2
Product: CCR4-NOT transcription complex subunit 2
Exons: 16
Coding region: 1658-3280 (540 amino acids)
Biological process (GO): regulation of stem cell population maintenance; regulation of DNA-templated transcription; nuclear-transcribed mRNA poly(A) tail shortening
Cellular component (GO): CCR4-NOT core complex; P-body
Source: RefSeq, a predicted model, not a curated record